Scleropages formosus (Asian bonytongue) is the source of this 2738-nucleotide messenger RNA. RefSeq names its product nuclear factor of activated T cells 2 interacting protein (gene nfatc2ip). The transcript is spliced from 9 exons. The record is from RefSeq and is a predicted model, not a curated record. Gene Ontology annotation, biological process: positive regulation of transcription by RNA polymerase II; cytokine production. The coding region runs from base 39 to 1109 and encodes 356 amino acids. NCBI's taxonomy places the organism in Eukaryota, Metazoa, Chordata, Actinopteri, Osteoglossiformes, Osteoglossidae.
AGCGACGGGCAUAAUUAAAAGUUACUUCAUGACGUUUCAUGAUUCCGCGAAGGCAAGAAUCUGAGCUUCCGGCGUCGUUCUGGAAAAUCAUGUCUGAACCUGAGACCGACAGUGACAGCGACUAUGGCUCUAAGAGCCCUCACCUCCCACCCUCGAAAAGACGAAGAAUCAUCGAUCCCUCAGCGGUGACAACAGUGCCCAUCUACUCCAACAAGGUCAGCACAAGUUUGCAGCUGAAGCCUUCCAUCUUGCCCGACAGCUCAGUCAGUGAAGAUGCAGGUGAGCUCCCUCUCUGGCCUGAGUCACAGACUGCGCCCAGAGCGGAAACCAAAUCCAUCACGGUGGCCCUCUCGGACUCGGAGGAAGAGCCAGAAGAAAACGGAGUUCCAGAAACGAUCCAUUCGCCGUCUCCACCCCCACCACCCCGAAGACAUAUUGCUAAGACCACCAGACGAGCAAACCAAAAGAUUAAAGAGAUCAACAGGAAAUUAAAUGCUAUUGAUUCGCUCCUGUCACCAGCACACGAAUUCGGGGCAAGUGGUGAUCACCGCAAUGGCUCUGGUAACCAUGACGAUGACGACAUCAUUGUGGUGUCUGAUGAGAGUCCUGUGUUGGCGCGCAACCGGGAGUCAAGGGACAUACAGCUGAAGUUCCGCUGUCGCGCUAACUUGUACAAGAUUCCCAUGCAGUCAACCGCGCCCUUGAGGAUGGCGGUGGACCAGCUUUCGGAGAAGUUAAGAGUGCCGCCUGCGCAGAUACUGCUCUUAAGGAGGGACAGCGAGCUCCCCGUGGACAGGACUGCAAAGGAGCUUGGCUUGGGCAUUGCGGACAUCAUCGAUUGUGUGGUGAUACAAGAGGAGGUGGAAAAAGGAGGGAAGAGGGACAUGAUCACUGUGCGACUACAGGGUAAAGAGAAGGGCUCCUCGCAGGACUACUCCCUUCACAAGGAUGCCCCUCUCGGCUCGGUCCUCUCUCAGUAUCUCUCUCGGAUGACCACGGGCUCCAAAAGCAAAGUGCGCUUUCUGUUUGAUGGGUCAAAGGUUGCUGAGAGCCAGACCCCAUCACAACUGGACAUGGAGGAUGGCGACGUCAUUGAAGUGUGGGCCUGACGGAGCCGAAGCCCUGAACGGGAUUUCGUUUCACGCACCGGUUGCAGCAGAUCGUUCUCAACAGAUUUCAAGUAACGUUCUGCGCUCGGCAGCGCAGGACGUGUUGUUAGCGUGUUGUUUCUUCAUACAAUACACAUACCCGUUUAAUACAUUUUAAACGAUUUGUUCUGUUGCAAGAAUUUUUUUGUAUUUUCUCUUUGUAUCUGUCCAGUAUUAAAAUGCGUUGGAGCCAACAAGCUUCACCAAGUAACACAACUUUGUGCUGGUAAAUACAGUAGGUGACGCAUCUGAAGGUUCUUCACGUCUUCUAGGCCUCGGACACCUUGAAGAAUCCAGCUUGAGCGAAGCACCCCCUCCUCGAAAAUGGAGGAAAUACUGCAGUGAAAGGCCGUUCGUUACCUUUGCUCGGAAUGACACCGUAGGCAGUUGCCCGUAGGCGGCGGGCGAUGUGGUGCCUUUGGAGACGCACUUUAUUUAAAGAAACUAGCAGCGCUGACGGACGCGUUCGCAGCGAUUUAGACCGCGUGGUUGCCCGUCAGCGCCGAACACAUACUGUACCCUGUGGUACUGUACUGCAGCCUCCAUUUCCUGUCAGCAAAUUAAUAACAUAAACAUAUUAGGAAAGAGAAACUUUGAAAAGCCGAAGAAGAGCUGUUACAUCGUGGUACAGUCACGGUAAAUUCACUGUUCGCGCUUUCUUUGCGCUCCCAAAUAGUUCUAGUUCAACCUCUACUUAUUACGUCAUCGGACUGCUAAUGGACAGGAGCGCGCGACUCGCCCUGUUCCUCUCCUAAGAAACACAGCGAGUUACUGUUGUACCGGUGUCGGUACUGUACUGUACUGCACUCUACUCCUGGAUUAUCCUGUCCUUCACUGAAGCGAUUUGUGCGGUAAAGGUGUCAGAGACUCUUUCCAGGGCCGCACUCUGCUCUCUUUCUUUCCCCCCUCGGCCUUAAGUGCUUUAAUCUGUUCUUUGAUCAUUUAUUGUGUUUUCCGGGGCAGGAAAAAAUUCCACAUACUGCACCUGUCGCACUAACAACACUUUUCUCACAACAAAUGAAAACGGAGCACCGCUCAGUCCAAUAGGAGUGGAAUUUAAUUAGUUUUAAGUUAAGCUGCGAUGGACUGGCGUCCCGCCCGGGGUGUAACGCCAAACCCUCCUGGAUGGGCUCCGGACUGCCGCGACCCUGUCCGGGACAAGCGCUUUGAGAAAAUGACAGAAGGUGAGUUUUAAUUUAAUUUAAUUUAAACCCUGAGGUGCAACAAAACUUUUCAACUGUAGUUCCCAGGGGUGUGUCGUGUCGUGGUGAAGGUGCUGUGCUCUGGAGGUUCAGAGGUUUUAAUUAAAAAAUUUGAAUUUUAAAUUGGGCGGGGGGUCCAUAUUCACUUAUGAAUCAUAACUCGCAGCGAAGGCAGCAUGUUUGAUGAAGCCACUGAUGGAUUAUGCGUCGUUUAAAUUUGUUUACAUCCAGGUUGUUGAAGAACACCGCAAAAUGAAAUAAGUAAAAAAAUAAGACAAGAAACUAUAAUUGAGGCAUGUUUUAACUAUUCCACAUUUUGAGAAAAAUAUUGUUUUUAAACAUAGUUAAUUCAUAACUUUUCACCCACAGGAUUCAUACAAUAUAUUUU